UAGAACACGCGCGAGCACGCCCACAUCGAGCACACUACCUGCAAUGGCAACUUCUUCUCCCUCGCCUACGGUAAUCCAGAUGCCUCCACCGACGGCGACCAAGGACGUCGACGACGACGGCGAGAUAACACCCGCCGGCACGGAACCGCCCACGGCAACACCUACCAUGGACAGGGUCAUGUCGAGCGUCACGAACCUUGCGCAGCUCCUGCCGACGGGCACGGUGCUGGCGUACCAGGCGCUGUCCCCGUCCUUCACCAACCACGGCAAGUGCGAGGCCUCCAACCAGUGGCUCACCGUGGCACUGGUCGCCAUCCUCGUCGUCGUGUGCCUCUUCUUCUCCUUCACCGACAGCCUCGUGGGCCGCGACGGAAAGCUCUACUACGGCGUCGCCGCGCCCCGUGGCUUCAACGUGUUCAACUUCCCCGGCGAGGACGAGAACCGGGAGUGGGACAGGGACGAGCUCUGGAGUCUCCGCCUCCGGCCGCUGGACUUCGUGCACUCCUUCUUCGCCGCCGUGGUUUUCCUCACGGUGGUGUUUAGCGACGUGGGGCUGCAGAACUGCUUCUUCCCCGACGCAAAUAGGAACACCCAGGAGCUCCUCAAGAACCUCCCGCUGGGCAUGGCGUUUCUGUCCACCUUUGUGUUCACCAUCUUCCCCACCAAAAGGAAGGGCAUCGGAUUCAGCGACAAUACUCCUGGCAGGAAGGUCGAUCAUUCAAUUUAAUCAAGUUCGAUUCCCAUAUUUUUUUGAAGAAAAACAAGGAGCUAGGGAAAACGUAGCAGGAACUGCAAACAAUGAAAUGUGUAAUAGAAGUUGUCGAUUGUAUCGAAAGAGAAAAUAAUCGUGGGUUUUCGAAGGAUA
Messenger RNA from Triticum dicoccoides, 865 nucleotides. RefSeq names its product protein DMP10-like. Lineage: Eukaryota; Viridiplantae; Streptophyta; Magnoliopsida; Poales; Poaceae. The coding region runs from base 44 to 727 and encodes 227 amino acids. The transcript has a single exon. The record is from RefSeq and is a predicted model, not a curated record. Gene Ontology annotation, biological process: endomembrane system organization.